AUGGACGCAAUCAAAUCUGGAAUAGAUAAGGCAAAGGAAGCUAUACAUGGCAAAGAAGCCGAAAAAAAAAUCGACGAUGCAACAGAUCCAUCAAAAAAACCAUCUGAACGUAUCGAUGCUGCACAUUCUGCAGCCAAACACGAUGCCAAAGCAGAUGAACAUGGAGUCAAAGCUGAAAUCAACGCCGACAAACACGCAUGUUCAGGAGGAUCAUAAAAUAAAAUGGAUGCUGUAAAAGCUGGUGUCGAAAAAGUUAAAGAAACUGUUCAAGGCAAAAAGGCUGAAGACAAAGCAGAAAAAGCUCAUGAUCCAAAUGAAAAACCAAGUGAUCGUGUAGAUGCUGCAUUUGAUGCUGGUAAAGCUAAAAUGAAAGAACAAGAACAUGCUUGUAAAGCUGAAUGUCAUAAAGACAAACAUGUUUGCCAUUAA
Messenger RNA from Adineta steineri, 429 nucleotides. The record is from the annotation of a GenBank genome assembly. NCBI's taxonomy places the organism in Eukaryota, Metazoa, Rotifera, Eurotatoria, Adinetida, Adinetidae.